AUGGCCGUGGUCCGCGAUCCCGCCUUCUGGCGCCGCUUCUCCAUGGCCGUCCACAUGGAUGAGGAAGCGCAGACGCAAUCGACCUCCUCCUCACCCACGCGGCCGGAUCUGAAGCAUUCAGACUCCUGGCUCUCGCGCCAGGAAAAGAAACGCUCGCGCCGCACCUGCAUCUGCUGGAUCUUCUGGCUGUGCUUCUUCAGCUUUGUGGCUGGGCUGGUCAUUGUGAUACUGUGGCUCAAGACUAGCGGAAUACUCGACAGUAUUAAGGUGGGCCAGCAGGAUGCUGCGAAGGGGGACUGA
This is a messenger RNA of Coniosporium apollinis CBS 100218, 300 nucleotides long. RefSeq lists its product as uncharacterized. Lineage: Eukaryota; Fungi; Ascomycota; Dothideomycetes. The coding region runs from base 1 to 300 and encodes 99 amino acids. The record is from RefSeq and is a predicted model, not a curated record. The transcript is spliced from 2 exons.